UUUAGGCUUCAGCCGCAGAAUGCUCGCGAGAACAGACUUGUCAUGGCGGACUCCGACGAAGGAGUACACGACCUGAAGAAAACUGCUUCCAUAAACCGCAGUGGGAGUAAUAACGGGAAGGAAAUGAAGACCAUUUCCAAAUCCGGGUCACAAACUGUGUCUGACUUAAUCGCCAAAUCGGAAUAUUGUGAAAAACUCCAGGAAUGGAUGUGGCAGUAUUACUGCGGGUAUGUGAGCUGGCAGAGCUGGGUGACCGUGUUUCCUUUUCCUCCUUGUUUUCCAACACAAGCAGCGACUGGGAGCCUGAGAGCGCCAACAUGGGGGGUGGAUAUACCCACCCCAGACCUACAGACCUGGAUUAGUCAUUCUUCUGCUGUCGCUUUUUCUUCCUUUCCGUCUGUUCCUCCGCCCUCUACCACCACGGCUGCUCAAGGCGCUAGUGAGAGACAGGUAGAGAUUAAUGGCCAGAGACAGAAUCUUCCUGUCCCCCAGAACCUGCAGCAAAAUGGAAACGCCCAGCAGCCAGGUCGAGAAUAUUAUAUUCCCUCUCCGCUCCACCGCUUCCUGGCUGAGAUGGUGGACUUCUUCAUCCUCUUCUUCAUCAAAGCAACCAUCAUCCUGAGCAUAAUACACCUGAGUGGAAUGAAGGACAUAUCAAAAUUUGCAUUGCACUUCAUUGUGGAAGAAAUAGAUGAGGACACGUCAAUGGAGGAGCUGCAGAAAAUGAUGCUCGUGGCGCUUGUGUACCGGAUAUUGGUGUGCUUCUACGAGAUUAUAUGUAUUUGGGGAGCUGGUGGAGCCACGCCAGGGAAAUUUGUGCUUGGCCUGCGAGUGGUCACGUGUGACACUUCGGUCCUGGUGCAGCCCAACCGAGUGCGUGUGGUGCCUGCGACUAACGUCAGUCUGUCAGCGUCGACCAUCCGAGCCCUGAACAAAAAUUUCUCCAUCGCGUUUUUUUUCCCGGCGUUUAUCACGCUGCUCUUUUUCCAGCACAACAGAACUGUGUACGAUAUUGUGGCAGGGACUAUAGUGGUCAAGAGAAACAGACUCAGAUGAUGUGUGUGGAUCUUACCUGCUGAGAAAACAACUCCACAUGAAGAACUGAUCCAAAGAGCUGCUGGGUCACAGGAGAGAGAGAAAACGAGGAAAUCCUUUGAACGGUCGAAGAGAAAACUGUUUGACAGCAAGUAUUAUUCCCUCCGGGUGCUCAGAGGGAGCGUUUGAAUGGUUUGCUGCAGCUUUUUUUUUUUUUUUUUUAAUGCCGUUGGCAUAUACAAUGUGAAUUUUUUUUUUUUUUUUUUUUAAGAAUUUCAUAACAUGCAGUGAAAUGAGUAUCAUGCAAAUCCCAAUAAGUGUAAGUUUACUUUGCUAAUUACUAUAUUUAGCAUGUUCUGUGUCUGAUCUGAAUAUCAGCAAAGUUUAAACUGGAGUGAAUGCACUCCAAACAAGCAAGUCAGUCCAAAUGAUGUAAACGUGUACGGCUAUGAAAGACAGAAUAAUUCCAGCGUUACGUUUUUUUUUUUUUUUUUUUUUCUUUUUCCAGAACAAUUCAGAUCAAGAUCUUUGCCGCAGUCAUUUGGCAAAACAUCACAGUAUAACAAAAGUUAUAUAUAUAUAUAUAUAAAAAAAGAAGUUGUUUAUUUUACUGAUUGUGCCUUUUAAUAUAAAUGUGCGAAUAAAUUUCUCCGAUGUGUAAAUUA
This is a messenger RNA of Ictalurus punctatus (channel catfish), 1700 nucleotides long. RefSeq names its product family with sequence similarity 8 member A1b (gene fam8a1b). NCBI's taxonomy places the organism in Eukaryota, Metazoa, Chordata, Actinopteri, Siluriformes, Ictaluridae. The coding region runs from base 43 to 1056 and encodes 337 amino acids. The transcript is spliced from 5 exons. The record is from RefSeq and is a predicted model, not a curated record.